Messenger RNA from Pipistrellus nathusii (Nathusius's pipistrelle), 861 nucleotides. The record is from the annotation of a GenBank genome assembly. Lineage: Eukaryota; Metazoa; Chordata; Mammalia; Chiroptera; Vespertilionidae.
AUGGAGCGGCCGGUGAGGGUGCAGACUUGGGUGGAGGAGAACCGAGCCUCCUUCCUGCCCCCCGUCUGCAACAAGCUUCUGCAUAAGGAGCAGCUCAAAGUCAUGUUCAUCGGCGGCCCUAACAUCAGGAAAGACUACCACAUCGAGGAGGGUGAGGAGGUGUUCUACCAGCUGCAGGGCGACAUGGUUCUCCAAGUCCUGGAGCGAGGGAAACACCGGGAUGUGGUCAUCCAGCAGGGAGAGAUAUUCCUCCUGCCCGCUGGGAUCCCCCACUCUCCACAGAGGUUUGCCAACACGGUGGGGCUGGUGAUUGAGCGGAGGCGGCUGAAAACUGAGCUGGAUGGGCUCAGGUACUACAUCGGAAACACCACGGACGUCCUGUUUGAGAAGUGGUUCUACUGCGAGGACCUCGGCACACAGCUGGCCCCCAUCAUCCAGGAGUUCUUCAGCUCUGAGCAGCACAGGACAGGAAAGCCCAUCCCUGACCAGCUGCUCAUGGACACGCCGUUCCCCCUGAGCACACGAUCCGUCAUGGAGCCCAUGUCCUUGGAGGCCUGGCUGGCUGGCCACCGCAAGGAGCUACAGGGGGGCGCGUCCCUCAGCCUGUUUGGGGACACCUAUGAGACCCAGGUGAUCGUCCACGGACACGGCGGCAGCAAAGGCUCGAGGCAGGACGUGGACAUGUGGCUGUGGCAGCUGGAGGGCUCCUCGGUGGUGACCAUGGGGGGGCAGCCCCUGAGCCUGACCCCCGAUGACAGCCUCCUGGUGCCUGCCAGGACUGAGUACUCCUGGGAGCGAAGGCAAGGCUCUGUGGCCUUGGCUGUGAUGCAAGACCCCGCCCGCAAGAAGCCCCUGGGGUGA